Molecule: messenger RNA, 9963 nt
Organism: Melopsittacus undulatus (budgerigar)
Lineage: Eukaryota; Metazoa; Chordata; Aves; Psittaciformes; Psittaculidae
Product: HIVEP zinc finger 3
Exons: 6
Coding region: 1-7488 (2495 amino acids)
Biological process (GO): regulation of transcription by RNA polymerase II
Cellular component (GO): nucleus
Molecular function (GO): RNA polymerase II cis-regulatory region sequence-specific DNA binding; DNA-binding transcription factor activity, RNA polymerase II-specific; zinc ion binding
Source: RefSeq, a predicted model, not a curated record
AUGGAUCCUGAACAAAGCCAGAAGAGCACAAAAAAGGCUGAGGAAAGUCCAAGAAAGAGGCUUCCCAAAGGAGAGGCUUUCCAAGCCAGUAUUUCAUCCACAGCUACGUACCAGGGCAGCUCUGCUCCUUCACAAGGAGCCCCUCUCCGAGAUAUCAUAUCGCAGCAGCACUUUUCUGGUUCUUUGCCGGUUCCAAGAGAGGAGUCUCAGGAGAAGACUGGACAUCAGAAGCAGCCUAAGCCUUCCUCUUUUGAGCAUCCUCCCCAUGUUUCGCAGCUUCAGCAGCACGCACUGUCACCAGCAUUUAUGUCUCCUGGGAAACCAGAGCAUGUCCUUGAAGGUCCCACAUGGCAGCUAGUUGAUCCAGUAAGACCAGGUCCCUCUGGCUCCUUUUCAUCACCCGGGCUUCACUCUCACCACGGCCAGCUCUUACCUUCCCAUUCACCGAUCAUUCCCGGAGAGGACAUGCCGUCUGUUCAAAAGGUCUAUAUCCCUCGCCCUUCACAGGUUUCCUUAAAACAAGCUGAGGAAGUGCACAAGAAGGAAAAGAAACCUCAGAAGCCAGGCAAAUACAUUUGCCAAUACUGCAGCAGGCCUUGUGCGAAGCCAAGUGUGCUCCAAAAGCAUAUCAGGUCACACACGGGGGAGAGGCCAUACCCUUGCGUUCCAUGUGGCUUUUCUUUUAAGACUAAGAGCAAUUUGUAUAAACAUAGGAAAUCUCAUGCUCAUCGAAUAAAAGCUGGGCUGGCCUCGGGGAUCGGAGCAGAGAUGUAUCCAUCAAGCUUGGAAAUGGAAAGGAUUGGUGGGGAGGACUUUGAAGAGCCAACAGAAGGAGAAAGCACAGAUUCAGAGGAGGAAACGGGUGCGAUGUCAGGCCAUUCGGUAGAGCUCUCACCCAGGCAGAAGCACACACUCUUGUCCGGUAGUCUGCUGAGUGGAGGGAGCCAAGGCUCCAGCCAUGACCGGUGUUCAUUGUCUCAUUCCAGUAUGUCUCAGUCUCUUGAAGACAGCACCCAGUUUGCAGAGCCAUCAUCAGACCAUCCUCUGAGCCAUAAAUCCGAAGAUACCCAUACCAUAAAGCAGAAGCUUGCACUCCGCUUGAGCGAAAGGAAGAAGGUCAUAGAUGAACAAGCUUUCCUGAGCCCUGGGAGCAAAGGGAGUACUGAGUCAGGCUACUUCUCUAGAUCAGAAAGUGCAGAGCAGCAGAUCAGCCCACCAAAUACUAAUGCAAAAUCUUAUGCAGAAAUCAUUUUUGGGAAAUGUGGUAGAAUUGGGCAAAGGACUUCAGCGUUAGGUGCAAACACAUCCCAGGGGUUUCCCCACCUGUCUAGUGAAGAGAAACCUAGUAUGGUACCAUUAUCUGUGCCUAGAACACAGGUUAUUGAACACAUCACUAAGCUAAUUACAAUUAAUGAAGCUGUUGUAGAUACCAGUGAAAUAGAUAGUGUUAAGCCUAGAAGAAGCUCUUUAUCUAGACGUAGCAGCAUUGAAUCUCCAAAGUCUGGUGUAUAUAGAGAACCGUUUCAGUUUGAUAUCAAGUCUGGUUCCAGUAGCCAGUUGGAUGCAGCGAAAGUUUUGACAUCCCACGGUGAAAAAGUUAAGCCUGAACAAUCAUUGUUGUCACUUCAGCAAUCCCACAGUGCCACAGAGACAGUGCCUCUCCUAAGAAGCCACUCAAUGCCUUCUGCUGCAUGCACUAUAAGCUCCCCACAUACCUUUAGAGGUAGCUAUUCAUUUGAUGAUCACAUCAUGGAGCCUGAAGUCUUAAGCCGCAGUCAAGCGUUUUCUUCCCAUCCCCGAAUGCUAAAACGACAACCAGCUAUUGAGCUACCUUUGGGGGUAGAAUAUGUCUCAGAGGAGGUUAGCUCUGCAAACAAAGAAACUGUUUCCAAACCUCCUGAGGAGCCUGAAACCAAGGAAAGCGAUGUUACCAAAAAGUCUCGGAAGGGUCCGAAAGUUAAAGGGUUCAUGUACGAGUGUAACGUAUGUGGUGCUCGGUAUAAGAAAAGGGACAAUUAUGAAGCCCAUAAGAAAUACUACUGUUCAGAACUGCAGCUCUCAAAGCCUCGUUCUUCCACUUCCCACACCUCUUCAGAGACUGAGAAAAGUGUUGCGGAUCCUGACCCAUGGCCCCAGAUGAUGCAUUACAAGCUAGGGAGCAGUUUGGAGCUCACCCCGCUCCGAAAGAGGCGAAAGGAGAAGAGCCUCGGUGAUGAUGAAGAGCCUCCAGCCUUUGAGCUGUCUGAGACUCCCUCCUCCAGCACUGCACCAGGCACUCAGUUUGCAAACCCAGCAUCAUCUGACGUUGCGUUAAACCUAACCCGUGAAUCCAUUAAGUCACCAGCAGAUCCAGGUAAAUCCGCACCUUCUGAUGUCAGUGCCAGCUUCCAUUCCAGGAAUACCAAACCGGCUUCAAGUGCAGAAGGCAAAGAGAGAAGAACAACCUCAAAGGAGAUCUCUGUUAUCCAGCACACGAGCUCCUUUGAGAAGUCUGACUCUAUUGAGCAAGCAAGCAGCUUGGAAGAAGACAAACCCUUGCCACAGUACUCGUCUCAGCCGGCACCCCAGCACAGCCGACCGCCUCACUCCCUGCAGCCCAGGCUGGUACGCCAGCCCAACAUCCAGGUCCCGGAGAUUCUGGUCACAGAAGAGCCCGACAGACCAGAAACGGAGCCAGAGCCUCCACCCAAAGAGCCAGAGAAAACAGAGGAGUUCCAGUGGCCACAGAGGAGCCAGACCCUUUCUCAGCUCCCAGCAGAGAAGCUUCCACCAAAAAAGAAGAGGCUGCGGCUGGCAGAAAUGGCUCAGUCCUCCGGAGAGUCCAGCUUUGAAUCCGUCUCCCUCACCCGAAGCCCCAGUCAGGAAAGCAGCAUAUCCCACGGCUCCAGCCACUCUGUCUCAUUUGAUCGGGAAGAGCACGGCAAGUCAGAGUCAACGAGCCAGCCCUCCGAAUCCCACCCAAAGCCUCCUGCUGUUGGCUCACAUAUGUUGAUGGUACCAAGCCACCAUCACCAUUCCAGGGAAAUGCGGAGAUCUGCUUCUGAGCAGACGCCGAAUGUGUCCCAUCCUUCCCAGAUGUCCGAGACCCGCAGUAAAUCAUUUGACUACGGGAGCUUGUCGUCCACUCCUGCCUCAACCCCUGGCCCCUCAUCCUCCUCAGCUCCACAGGAGCGAAGGAAAUGCUUUCUAGUCAGGCAAGCAUCCCUCACUAGGCACCCAGAGCAUGAGCCAGACUCGGCCCCAACAGGCCGGCCAGAGACAGAAGAGCCAAUUCCUUCUACAAGCAAAUCUCCUUCAACAAGCUUGCCCCAGCAGCCAACAUCUUCAUCCCCUUUGCCCUCUCACAGUACUUACCCAAGUGAAAAGAGUCAGCCAAAAGACAGCCCUCAGCCAGCGUACACCCAGCCAUACACAGAAGCUCUGCAAGUGUUUCAUCCCGUACCACAGCUGACACUGCAUGAGAAGCAGUUCAUGACCCCACAGGUUUCUAUCUUCCCCUACCAGCACCUGCUGCCGCAGGCAGGGCAGUCUGCAGAGCUCUUUGCCGCACACACCAUGUCUGACAUCCUCUCUGCUCAGUUCACCAUGCCUCAGAUUCCUCCUUCCAUAUUUCAGACCCCACCACUGCCUCUCCCACAAACGCUCAUCCACCCAGGCCCGCUUCAUAUCGCUCCUCCGCUGAUGUCUCACCCAGCUGAGGUCCCAUUCAGGCAGCAUCCUUCAUUCCUGCCAGUUCAUUAUCCCGUCUCCUCACCAAUACCUUCAGCCUUUUUUCUGCCUCUUCAGUCUCAGUUUGCUCUCCAGUUGCCAGGUGAAGCUGGUGGACAUUUACCGCAGAUCAAAUCCAGUUUGUUUUCAACAGUGGGAGCCUCCACUCUUUCCCCGUGCACAGAAUAUGACUCGGACAGUAGGUUGCAUCCUCUGACCUGCACAACAAGUCCUUCGGUGACUGUGUCUGCAUCUCAGCUCAUUGUUCCUACGCGGUCAGACCCAGUGGUGUCACUUGUUGUCCCUGUUCGCAUACAGACAAAUAUGCCAUCCUAUGGGAGUGCGAUGUACACAACGCUGUCCCAGAUUCUGGUCACCCAAUCCCAGUGCAGUUCCUCUUCUAUCGUACUCCCCAAAUUUGAUGAUCACCAACCCAAGGGUACCCUGGUCUGUAGCGCUGAUGUUCAUGGACUAGGUUUUGAUCUGGCACAGAUGAUCACAGAGGAUCAAAGAAGCAUUUUCCAGAGCCCAUAUCUGAGAGUGCCCUUACCCUUACCGGAACGGAAAGGGUAUAUGCCACUCACCUCCCCAUCAGAUAGUGUCCUUGGACUGGAAGCAGGCACAUCAACAGUUGGUGGAAGCAAAAGAAUGCUCUCUCCUGCUGGUAGCUUGGAGCUGACCAUGGAAACACAACAGCAGAAGAGAGUGAAAGAGGAGGAAGCAUCUGAAGCAGAAGAGAAGUUGGAGGUGGUAAAGCCACCCAGUACAAUAGAGGAAGGGAAAAAGCAGGAGAAGUCUCAUUUGCUUGCAGAAAGCCAAGGGAGGGUCGAGGUUGAAACACCACCUAGCUUGUCCUCAGAGCAGUCAGAGCCAAAGGAAAUCCCAAGUACUUCACAGCAAGCUGUGUCCCAUUCAGGUUCUCCAAGUUUUGAGGCACUGGAAGAGUAUAAGCAGCCAGCUGGCAAGCAGUUCCUCAGCAAAGCACCUUUGCAACCCGUGAAGAAAGAAGACUCCAAAGAAGUGGUGGAGCAGUCUCCACCAAACCCUCCAAGCACUGCACCUCUGUCUGAGGUCACUCAUAGUCCAAUGAAGUCUCAAGAAGGUACAGAUACGAAGAAGGUACUUCAGUUCCCCAGUCUCCACACAACCACUAAUGUCAGUUGGUGCUAUUUAAACUACAUAAAGCCAAAUCAUAUCCAACAAGCUGAUCGAAGGUCUUCAGUGUAUGCCAGCUGGUGUAUUAGCCUGUAUAAUCCUAACCUUCCAGGUAUAUCCACUAAAGCAGCCCUGUCCCUCCUGAGGUCCAAGCAGAAGGUGAGCAAGGAAACCUACACCAUGGCUACUGCUCCACGUCCAGAGGCAGGCAGGCUUGUCCCGUCCAGCUCCAGGAAGCCAAAAAUGACCGAGGUUCAUUUGCCUUCGCUCCUUUCUAAUGAAGGUCGAAAAGAUAUAACUAGAGCUGAGAAGGAAGAGGAUAAAAGAGGCAAAUCAGAAGAAGAGGCUCUUGUAACCAAAAGAGGAGAGCCAGUCCGGAUCAAGAUCUUUGAAGGAGGGUACAAAUCAAACGAAGAGUAUGUGUAUGUGCGAGGCCGUGGAAGAGGGAAGUAUGUAUGUGAGGAGUGUGGAAUUCGCUGCAAGAAACCCAGCAUGCUGAAGAAACACAUUCGCACGCACACAGACGUCAGGCCAUAUGUCUGCAAGUACUGUAACUUUGCUUUUAAAACCAAAGGGAAUCUGACUAAACACAUGAAGUCAAAGGCCCACAGCAAAAAAUGUCAGGAGAUGGGCGUGCUGGUAUCUUCACUGGUGGAUCUGGAAGCCGAAGAAGGAACCAGUGAAGACCUAUUCCAGGACUCUGAGGGGCGGGAGGGAUCUGAGCCAAUUGAAGAACAUCAGUUUUCAGACCUAGAGGAAUCUGACGAGGAUGAUGACAAUGAAGAUGAGGAAGAUGAGGAGGAAGAAGAGAGCCAAGAUGAGCCACCUUUAAAGCUGCCGGAAGGCAAACAUACCACCCUCCUGAUGCACUCCUCAGGUGGCUCUCCAUCUUCUCAAGAGGAAGGCACCGAAACAGCAUUGUCCUCAGCCCAAGAAACUGUUCCCAGUGGCCAAAAAGCAGGUGAAGGCCAGCAGGCCUCCUCCUCAGGGCUGGAAACAAAGUGGUCAGCAGACAGCAGUGACAUUGCCGUGUGCCACAGCUUCUUGAGUCUCCACAGACCAGCUUUGACCUCCACCGAACAACUGGCUUCUGCUGAGAGGGAGUCUGUCACCAGGCCACAGAUGGCCUUAGUCAUGGACCUGGCAACCUCAAAAGACACAUCCCCAAGGAAGAGGUGGUCUCCGAGCCAGGACUCUGGCAGAGCUGGUGGCAGCAACCGACCAUUGCUAGCCAGGAAACACCUAUUAACCAAAACCGAAGCUUCACCGAAGCGGUUCUCACCCACUGCAGAGCUGUCCUCCCUGAGGUGCCUGUCGCCAGGGAGAGGGUUGUCUCCUUGCCAACGUGUCUCUCCCAGGAGGGAGGCAUCUCCACUGCGAUGUGUGUCACCACGACUCGAGCUGUCGCCCAACAGGCAUCUGUCCCCCAGAGGAGAGCUGUCCCCAAGAACAUACCCUCCACCAGAAGGAGAGGUCUCCCCUGUCAGGCACCCAUCACCGAGCACGGAGGUGUCAUCAGUCAGAUAUCUAUCGCUGAAGAAAGUCCUGUCUCCAGGAUGCUCUGAGCCGUCUAGGUAUCCAUCCCCUGGGAAAGAGGACUUGCCUGGUACUAGCAAAUCAGCAGCAGAUGACCAAGUUCAAAGCUCAUAUCAAGCCCAGCAUGGGAUAUUAUCUUUGAUGCCUCUACCUCACAGGUUCUUUGGCAAAAACAUACAGCUCUAUGAGUCCAAGCUGAAGAUAGAAACAAGAAGCCCAACAUGCUCACCUGGCAUCACGCAGCCUGUCUGCUCCAGACCCUUCCAGGCACCUCAUGAAAUACACGUCCACGCUCCCAGCCGAGGGGAGGAGAAUGUCUUCAGCCAUCUCCCGUUGCAUUCACAGCAGCUCACAAGGACCCCAUAUCCUAUGAUUCCCAUUGGGGGCAUCCAGAUGGUCCAGGCGAGGCCAAGCACCCAUCCCAGCUUGGUGCCCAGUUCAGUCGUGUCCCUGCAAGUGGGAUACUUUGCCUCUGGUGGCAGCAGCGUUGCCGAUUCCAGCCAGGCUCCUAAAAGGGACGAGGAACAGGUCCCGCAGGAGCCAUCAUCAGCAUCCGUCUCCCCGGUUGCAAAGGUUUCUAAAUACACACUGUCCCCAGAGCUUACAAGCAGUGGUUACUUGGAAGAGAAAAUGAGGACUAGUGAGCUCCAGCAAAAGACAGACCAGGAGGAAUACAGGGUAAAAGGGUUGGCUGAGUCCAGCCAGGCGGAGCAGGCAGGCGGCUCAGCAUCCCCAGCCAGCCCCAAUGCAUCCCACGAGCACUCCCCAAAGCCUUCAACAAGUGGGGAAGAGCCCUUGACAGAACCGGGCAAGAAGCAAUGUGGCAGCUCGAGCACUUGUUUUGACUCAUCCUGCACUUUCAUCUCAGAUGCCCCCUCGCAGGCGCUGGACCGGAGCAGCAGCACCAGCUGCCUCUCAGAGCCCUCAUCCAGCCAUCCGCACGCCCAGCCCUUCUCCAGCCGGAGCAGGAACCUCUCCGGAGAGCCCAGUCACCAAGGGGGAAGCUCCAUGAAGAGCAGCCCACACCCAGAGCACGCAGAUUUAGGUCAAACUCAAAGGAAGGUGGAUGAAAACACGGGAAGUGCUUAAGCCUCCACCAUCUGUUCCACCUUUAGGCUUCCAAUGUAAAAUCAACAGACAUUUUCAACACUAGUUCCUUUAGUAUAAUCAUCGCUAUAAGAAGCACUCUAGUGAAUGACCAAACCCAUGGAAGAUUCCUGGUUUUCUUUGUCCCAGUCUGGUAUUAUCUCCACAUGUAUGCAGUUACUUGUGCCUUUUUCUAUACCUUUUGUUGCUCGAAAUGUACAAAACUGUUUGAGGCUGUGAAUAUUUUUUUACAGUUUUUUGGAAAGGGGUUUGUUAGACCUUUGUCUUUCUUUGCCAUUUCGGUGUGCGUAAUGAUGGGCCUGAGAGAUGCAGAAAGGAAAGGGUUAAGCAUUUUAAGAGGAAGAAGAUGCACUGAGACAAAAAACAAACAGAAAAACUUUUAUAUUGAUUAAAUGAUUAAAAAGAGAUAAAAAACACAAAAAGAAAACCAAACCAAACCCUUGCUCCUGUGUACAGAAGUUUAUGAUUGGUAUUUAUUACAUGCUUUAUUUAAUUCUCCCAAAGUGCUUGGUUUUUUUCUCGCAUCCCUCUGUUCGCCUAUGGUUGUGCUUUAAACAGUUGACACUGCUUUACAUUUGAGAAUCGUGUUUACCCUGGAGCUUGUGAAUGAAACUAGCACUUCCUUGAGUAGGGGAGGUUCCUUCGCAGGGAGAGAAAUGGUCACUCAAACAGGAAAAUGAAUCUUGAGCAUCCCUCCUCCCUCCUGCAGAACCCAGCAAAGCACUUUCCUAAAAAGGGACAGAAAAAUAAGGUUCUUCUGCAAAGAUGUACCUGCAAGAACACAGGGAUGUAUCGAAUGUAGACCCAGUGCCAGGAAUGGUGUCUCUCGCUGGACGAGCCGGCCUCCUGCUUGCUUUAAUCCUCCCACCCCGGCAAAGUCCUGCCCGUGCCUGACCCCCUUCUUCGGUGGGGUUUGGAGCCCUCUGUCACCACCCUCCCUCGGUUUAAACGACGAAGUUAAUCUCAGCCUUGCAGCCGUUUUUCCUCUGUCCUUUUUUAGUCGCGGACGAGUUCCCUCUUACACCCACCUUGCUCCUGCUGGUUUGGCUUCAUUGAGGCCCAGGGAUGCAGGAGGAGUUUGUGCUCUGCUCGUCUGCACGCCUGAGGCUCCGUAACUCAUGAGUAACUCCGUGGCUUGUUUUCACCUUAUUUAUUUAUUUAAGCAGAUCGUCGCCAGCGCUGUCCUUCUGGUGCAGAUGGGCCCUGUUGUGGUUAUUGGUGUUUCAGAAGCAACCAGUGAUGAUGCUGAGCGGUUCAUGUCUGCAAUCAGCUUCUUGUGCAUGCACAGGGACUUCUGGCAGAGCAGAGUUUUAACUAUGACCAUCCGUAGCAGAGCAAUGGCCUCUACUGCCAAUAGAUACGAUACCAAAUACAGAGAGACCCGAUGGAGCCAUUCCUCUCUGUCAUGUUAAUACACUUUUUAAGAUCCAACUGUUCCGUAUAUGUUUGCCCUAGCAGACGGCAGGUUCUUUACUACUUCAGAGGGUUUUCUGGUCUAUGGAAUCUGUACAAACCUCUUUUUUUUGGGUUUUAUUUUAACAGAAAAAGCUAUUUAAGCGGUGGAGCAGUUGUUCCUUUCGGAGCUGCUCUGGUUUAUCGGGUACGUGAUACACUUUUUAACUAAAAUAAUAAAAAUCAUUAAAAAAAAGCAAAGAAAUCAAAGAACCCCCUGACUGAGAACAUCUCCCUUUGCCAGACGUGGUGAGUGAUGAACUGUUCCCGUUCCACAGGCAAAUAAUAGACCUUUUUUAAUGAUCUUCUGUGAUUUUUUGGGGGGUUUCCUUCUGUUCUUUUCAAGGGAAUUAAGUACAAAAGAAGAUAUCAUGGAAAUAACCUUAAGGCUGUGACACUGACCAAAACAAUGUCCAGAACCCAUUUAUACCUUAAUUAGCACUUUUAUCAAGUUGCCCUUUUUCCCAUCUCUCCCUCUUUGGCCCCAAGCCUGGAAGCUGGUCCUGCGUUCAAGCCUGGCCAGAUCCCAGGGCAGGAGCAGGGUCUGAGAGCUCAGUUCAGUGAAGCAGCUCUGUUCAAUGAAACUCUUAAGCACCAGCUUAAAUCCUACUCAGGUUUUAAGCAUGUGCUUACUAUCAAGAUGACUCGGAGAGGACUGCUCAGUGUAAGCAUCCCUGCGAACCAUCCACCACUUCUUACUUCCCUGGCUUUUGCCACUUUGCCCCCUCCCUUUCCCUUGUCACACUCUUAACAUUAUUCCAAGGUAGCUUUUUGUAUUUAAUUUUAUAUCUAUAUAUUUAUAUAUAUUGAAAUUGUACAUAAAAAAAAAUAAUGCAGCAGUUGUGCACUCAGAGUCCUGGUUUUGUUUAGGUGCAUUUGACAUGAGCUUUGGGCUAGAUCAAAUUUGCUCGGCUUCUUUCUAUAGCUCUGUUUAAAUCCUUGAUCUGUUGAUACUUUAGAUGGGGGUGAUGGGUUUUUUUCCUCUGUCAUUUCUGGACAGAGGGG